Messenger RNA from Oryza brachyantha (malo sina), 819 nucleotides. RefSeq names its product NADH dehydrogenase [ubiquinone] iron-sulfur protein 4, mitochondrial. Gene Ontology annotation, biological process: electron transport chain. The transcript is spliced from 5 exons. The record is from RefSeq and is a predicted model, not a curated record. The coding region runs from base 104 to 583 and encodes 159 amino acids. Lineage: Eukaryota; Viridiplantae; Streptophyta; Magnoliopsida; Poales; Poaceae.
CCACACAACCCAAAGCCUUCGCCCAAAGUUCUGUGAGUCUCUCCUCCCCCCCGGUCCCCUCUCCUCCCCCCUCCGCCUCUCGCCGGCGUACGUCUCCGCCGCGAUGGCCGCUCCGCUCCGGCGGAGCCUCCCCUCCCUCGGGCGCGCGCUCCUCUCGCCGGCUCCGGCUCCGGCGCGUAUGCUCUCCGCGGCGGCGUCCGACGCCCUCGUCGAGAUCAAGCCCGGCGAGAUCGGCAUGGUCUCGGGUAUCCCCGAGGAGCACCUCCGGCGCAAGGUUGUAAUAUAUUCACCAGCUAGGACUGCAUCUCAGCAAGGUUCUGGCAAAGUCGGGAGAUGGAAAAUCAACUUUGUGUCAACUCAAAAGUGGGAGAACCCAUUAAUGGGAUGGACAUCUACUGGGGAUCCAUACGCUAAUGUUGGUGAAGCAGGACUUACGUUCGACAGUGCAGAUUCAGCAAAGGCGUUUGCUGAAAAACAUGGAUGGGAUUAUGUGGUUAGAAAACGCCACACGCCUCUUUUGAAGCCCAAAUCCUACGCAGAGAACUUCAAGUGGAGGGGUCCCCCGAAGGCAGAGCAAGCCUGAGGACUAAUGGUGCAUGCUACGUUGCUAGCAGGGCAUUCACAAGAUGUUUCCCUCCGUAUGUGCUUUUUAUUUUGUUUCACCAAUUUCUUUUGUGCGAGUGUGGGCAAACCGUUCCUCAACCAACUCUCAAUCAAACAUGUAAUAAGCGUGCACUCCGAUCCAAUGGAAUGAUUCCCAUGUACUAAAAUAUUGUUCAUCGUUGAGCUUACGAAUAUCCUGAAACGUUGUUUCAUAAA